UGUCCAAUCAAAGCCAGCGCUGCUGGACGGUGACCGCCAAAACAAACAUGGCGGCUUCCUGCUGUCACUUCUGCACGCUGACUGAAGGUUGUUGUUAAAUUUGAGGCUUAACAGCAGAAACAGUGUCAACAUGCUCAGCCUGACAAUAAAGCAGGUGUCUUUGGCGCUCAGGGAGGGAAGGAUCUCCCCGACAGAGCUGUGUAGAAGGUGUCUGAACCGCAUCAAGAAAACUCAACAUCUCAAUGCUUACAUCACCGUGACAGAGGAGCUGGCACUGAAGCAGGCUCAAGAAGCAGAAACCAGACUGCUGCAAGGUGCCCCCAAAGGUCCUCUGGAUGGAAUCCCCUUUGCAGUCAAAGAUAACUACUGCACAGAGAAUAUCAGGACCACAUGUGCUUCCAGGAUGCUCAGAGACUACACUCCUCCAUACACUGCUACAGUCGUCCAGAAGCUCAUAGACCAAGGGGCUGUUCUGGUGGGGAAGACAAACAUGGAUGAGUUUGCAAUGGGUUCAGGGAGUACCGACGGGGCUUGGGGUCCAGUGAGGAACCCUUGGAGCUACGCGGCUCCCUACAGAGAGCAGACAGGGGCGUCACCGGACUCUGACUGGGUCAUAACUGGAGGAAGUUCAGGAGGAAGUGCUGCGGCUGUGGCCUCACUCUCCAGCUACCUAGCUCUGGGUUCAGACACAGGUGGUUCUAAUCGUCAUCCUGGAGCAUUUUGUGGCCUUGUGGCCCUAAAGCCGACCUACGGUCUGCUGUCCAGGCACGGUCUGAUCCCUCUGGUCAACUCCAUGGACGUCCCCGGCAUUAUGACACGCAGCGUCAGUGAUGCAGCCGUUGUCCUAGGUAUCCUCCAAGGCCUUGAUAUUAGAGACUCAACAACAAUCCCUCCCCCAUCAUCCCUGGCCGAGCUGCCUGAAGACUUUGACGUGAAGAACAUCUGUGUCGGUAUCCCUAAAGAGUACCACGCCCCGGGGCUGUCUGAGGAGACUGUAGCUCAGUGGAGUCGAGUUGCUGACAUGUUUGAGAGAGCAGGGGCGAAGGUGGAGCAAGUCUCGCUCCCCCACACCCAGUACUCCAUUGUGUGCUACCACGUCCUGUGCUGCGCGGAAGUGGCGUCUAACAUGGCCCGUUUUGACGGCCUUGAAUAUGGCCACCGUAGUGAGGUGAACAGCUCAACAGAGGCCAUGUACGCGUCAACCCGACAUGAGGGCUUCAACGACGUGGUGAGAGGGAGGAUUCUUUCUGGGAACUACUUCCUGCUUAAACAGAGCUACCAGCACUACUAUGUAAAGGCCCAGAAAGUCCGCCGGCUGAUAGCAGAUGAUUUCAAGCGUGUGUUCAGCUCAGGUGUUGACGUGCUGCUGACACCCACCACUCUGACCGAUGCAGCCCGGUACUCGGACUUCACGCAGGAAGACAACCAAACACGCAGCACACAGGAAGAUGUCUUCACCCAACCGGCCAACAUAGCAGGUCUUCCCGCUGUGUCACUGCCAACCGCAUUGUCAAGACGAGGGCUUCCCAUUGGUUUGCAGCUCAUCGGCCCCGCCGUCCAAGACAUGAAGCUGCUCAGUGUCGCCCAAUGGAUCGAGCAAAGGGUUGGGUUUCCCUCCAUCAGUGACCAUGGAGACUCCAGCAAGAGCAGCAUUGACACAAGAAGGACUGAAAGGGAACAAACUUCAGCUGCAUAACUUUAACUGAGGACGCAAAGAACCAACUGUUGACCAAGUCACUAGGUACAGGCUCACCAUGACCUAACAGUGUGACCGUUAUGGACAUUCUUUGCUUCUGCGAUGUCUUUUUAGGACGUUUUCAGUAGGGUAAUCUCCCUCGAUCACAUGCUACAGUAGCUUGAGGUUUUCUUGAUGGAAUUAAAAUAAUUACAGCACAUGAAAACCUCAUUAUUGAACAAUAUACAUCAUAUGUCAGGUGGAGGGAUGUGGUGUUCAAAUGCUGCUGUAUCUGUUGUCUGAAGGUGCAACGGUUAUAUACUUUGAUGGAGCGGUACUUAUCAAAAGUGUGUAUGUUUCAUUGUAUGUUGGUGAUGUUAUUACACCUGAUCUCGGCUUUUAUUGUCAAAAGUCUAAGAAAACAAUUUUAAGCGAAAUCGAUUCUUUCAAUUUUUUUGGUUUCAUUCAGCUCCCUUCCUUAUUUUCAUCGACAUGAACCUUGAGGAGAUUACAACCACCUCAAGUGAAGAUGCACGGUUCAGAUUGGACUCUGUGACUUUUCAGGUUAUCCAUCCAUCCAAUUCUUGUGAACCAUUAUCUCAGAAAUGCCGUGAGGGAAUUUCUACAAAAGACCUUGUCCUCGAUUUCCUCCUCAAACUCUUCCAAACAGUCAAAGUGAUCCUGUUUAAGAAUGUAAUGAAUAAGCGUCUUCUUCUUCAAAAUAAAAUGAAACAGAGGUGAACCAAAAACCUCAAAGUGUUGACAUCCAACGCCAUCAAAACAACACAACUAGCUCAAUUUGCCUGAAUUCAUGUGAUACAGUCUAAACAUUUUGACUAGUCUUAUUGGCCGAGCUUUACUGUACAAGUUGUAUUCAUCCUCUUACACACACAUUCAUACAGUGCUUCUAAAUGCAGCACCUUUUCUAUCACACACCAUUCAUACACUGUUUGAACAGCCAUCAGAGGCAAUAAGGGGUUCAAGGACACUUCAGAAUUCAAACUGGAGGAGAUGCCAGGUAUCAAACUGCGACCAUUUAAUGGUAUUUAACCUGUGCUGCAUUUUCAGAAGAUAAAGGCUCGUUUUAAUUUACAAAGCAAAGAGAGCAACAAAGAGACAGAUGGCCGAUGGACACAGGUGUCCACUAGAUGUGUCCACUGGAGGGCACAGUUCAACUGUGUUAGGGAAAACAUGUUGCCUCCUUCCCUUUUUGACCUCUUGUCAGUCUCUAUGUCACAAGUCUAGACUUUGACUCAAACUUCUCUCUCCAAUCCAGUUUGACAAACUGUUCAGCCAUUCAAGUUAUAUAAACGUAAAGACAUAUUUCCUCUGCAGGUUUAGUAAGUCUGAGAAGAAGGGAACAAAAGGCUGUUUCCACUGCGUUGAGAUGAGUAACAACUUGCCAUGACCAAACACCAGCCGACUCUUCAAACCAUUUGGGCUCGACUAGAUACUUUCCCUGACAUACAGCAUCAGUGUCGAUCCACAUUAAAAGGCUGGAGUCAACUCAAGUGAAAUUUAUCCAGUCAGCCAAUUACAGUUCUGGAAACUGGCCUAAAGUAGUGCCCAUUAUAACCUGCUCUCAGCUGACUCCUGUACAACAUAAUCCUGACCACUUUCCCCUGCAGGAGGGAAUCUAUACUUGAUCCUUGUACUUAAUUAAUCCCAAUACAAGUUUUCUUUUUAAGUUCACAAGUGUAAAGUGUACUAUAUUAUUUAUUAAAUCCAAUGAGUUUAAA
Hippoglossus stenolepis (Pacific halibut) is the source of this 3414-nucleotide messenger RNA. RefSeq names its product glutaminyl-tRNA amidotransferase subunit QRSL1 (gene qrsl1). The record is from RefSeq and is a predicted model, not a curated record. Gene Ontology annotation, cellular component: glutamyl-tRNA(Gln) amidotransferase complex; mitochondrion. NCBI's taxonomy places the organism in Eukaryota, Metazoa, Chordata, Actinopteri, Pleuronectiformes, Pleuronectidae. The coding region runs from base 131 to 1696 and encodes 521 amino acids. Gene Ontology annotation, biological process: mitochondrial translation; glutaminyl-tRNAGln biosynthesis via transamidation. The transcript has 11 exons. Gene Ontology annotation, molecular function: glutaminyl-tRNA synthase (glutamine-hydrolyzing) activity.